UAGAGUGGUAACAAAACAACAGGAACUUUCUUUAUAAAAUCCAACUCCACUAGGCAGACAUUUUUGUUUAACUUGCUUUUCUUCUUCUUCUUCUUCUCUCCCUUUCUCACUCUGAGUUUUCCUUUUUGGUCAAUCUUUUUAUUUUUCUCUUUAGUCUUAUCCGAGAAGAAGACACCAUGGGUUGUUUAGGCUGGAGAUCAGUGGCAUUGGGACUAAUUCUACUUGAGGUUUUGUUUUCUGUCAAAGUCGAGUGUUUUCCAGGUCUGUUUGAUCGGAUAUCUAGACUACCGGGUCAACCCGAAGUCGGGUUCCAACAAUACUCGGGCUAUGUGACCGUUGUUGGGAAGAAACAGAGAGCUUUGUUUUACUAUUUUGCAGAAGCUGAAGUAGAUUCAGCUUCCAAGCCUCUUGUCCUCUGGCUCAAUGGAGGGCCUGGCUGCUCUUCACUGGGAGUUGGAGCCUUUUCUGAGAAUGGACCGUUUAGGCCUAGUAGGGAAGUGCUGGUCAAGAACGAAUAUAGCUGGAAUGAAGAGGCCAAUAUGUUGUAUUUGGAGGCCCCAAUUGGAGUUGGUUUCUCUUAUUCUGUAGACGACUCCUCUUAUGAGGCUGUUAAUGACAAAAUCACUGCUAGGGACAAUCUGGUAUUUUUGCAGAACUGGUUCCUCAAAUUCCCCCACUACAGAAAUAGAAGCCUCUUCAUUACAGGGGAAAGCUAUGCUGGUCAUUAUAUACCUCAGCUGGCUGAACUUAUGACUCAGUUUAAUAAGAAGGAAAAACAGUUCAAUUUGAAAGGAAUAGCUCUUGGUAAUCCUGUUUUAGAAUUUGCUACUGAUUUUAAUUCGAGGGCUGAAUUCUUCUGGUCUCGUGGACUAAUAUCAGAUUCGACAUACAAACUGUUCACCACUUCUUGUAAUUACUCAAGAUAUGUCGGCGAGUAUUAUCGAGGGAACGUUUCUCCCAAUUGUUCGAGGGUGAUGAGUCAAGUAAGUAGCGAAACCAGUAGAUUCGUCGACAAGUAUGAUGUUACACUUGAUGUCUGUAUAUCAUCAGUUCUCUCGCAGUCCAACAUCCUUACUCCCCAACAAGUUGGUGAGACAAUAGAUGUUUGUGUAGAAGAUGAAACUGUAAAUUACUUAAACAGGUAAGAUGUGCAGAAAGCUCUCCAUGCUCGUCUUGUCGGAGUCCGUAAAUGGGCCGUUUGCAGCAAUGUCCUAGACUAUGAACUGCUCGAUAUCGAGAUACCGACAAUCACUAUUGUGGGCAGACUCGUGAAGGCUGGAAUCCCAGUCAUGGUGUACAGUGGAGAUCAAGAUUCUGUUGUCCCAUUGACCGGGAGUCGAACAUUAGUUAAUCAACUGGCCAAGGAAUUAGGCUUGAAGACAACUGUGCCUUACCGAGUUUGGUUCGAGGGACAGCAGGUUGGUGGGUGGACUCAAGUUUAUGGUAAUAUCCUAUCUUUUGCCACAAUUAGAGGAGCAUCUCAUGAAGCCCCAUUCUCACAGCCCAAGAGAUCAUUGGUUCUGUUCAAGGCAUUUUUGGAUGGCCGGCCAUUACCGGAAGCAUUCUGAUCUGCUCAACAGAUGGAGAUUGUAAGUUUGAUUGCUGAAGGUCUGAAAAUUGCAUUUGUUUGUUUGUUCCU
This is a messenger RNA of Hibiscus syriacus, 1639 nucleotides long. RefSeq names its product serine carboxypeptidase-like 45. NCBI's taxonomy places the organism in Eukaryota, Viridiplantae, Streptophyta, Magnoliopsida, Malvales, Malvaceae. The transcript is spliced from 10 exons. Gene Ontology annotation, molecular function: serine-type carboxypeptidase activity. Gene Ontology annotation, cellular component: vacuole. The record is from RefSeq and is a predicted model, not a curated record. Gene Ontology annotation, biological process: proteolysis.